Tripterygium wilfordii is the source of this 1840-nucleotide messenger RNA. Its product is annotated as cytochrome P450 78A7-like. The record is from RefSeq and is a predicted model, not a curated record. Bases 23 to 1639 code for a protein of 538 amino acids. NCBI's taxonomy places the organism in Eukaryota, Viridiplantae, Streptophyta, Magnoliopsida, Celastrales, Celastraceae. The transcript has 2 exons. Gene Ontology annotation, molecular function: iron ion binding; oxidoreductase activity, acting on paired donors, with incorporation or reduction of molecular oxygen; heme binding.
GGGAUCUCCUUGCUUUUGAGAGAUGGAGAUCGGUUUGGUCACAAAAGACACAAGCUGGUGGGUGUUUACUCUCCCUGUGUUUCUUGGGUCCGACAACAUUCUGGAUGGUUAUGUGUUGUCGGCUCUUUUCAUGACUUCUGUGAGCCUUGUGCUCUUGACAUGGUUUUAUGCUGUUGGUGGCGUUGCAUGGAAGAACGGGAGGAACCACAGAGGCCAAGUCCCUAUUCCCGGUCCUCGUGGUUUACCUGUCUUUGGUAAUCUCUUCACUCUCAGCCGCGGCUUGGCUCACCGUUCUCUUGCUUCCAUGGUUUGGAGCCGAGACAACACUCAGCUCAUGGCUUUCAGCCUCGGCUCCACUCCUGUUGUCGUUGCUUCUGAUCCGCAUACCGCGAGGGCUAUCCUGUCAUCUCCGAGCUUCGCUGACCGUCCGAUCAAGCAGUCUGCUAGGAGCCUGAUGUUUGAGCGAGCCAUUGGGUUCGCUCCCAACGGAACUUACUGGAGACUCCUGAGGAGGAUCGCUUCUGCUCACCUCUUCUCUCCCCGGCGCAUCUUUGCCCACGAGAGUAGUCGCCUGCUAGACUGCGCCACAAUGCUGCGUAAUAUAUCGAAAGAGCAGAAACAACGAGGCUUUGUUUCUCUGCGGAAGCACCUUCAGUUGGCUGCCUUGAACAAUAUCAUGGGUAGUGUCUUCGGGAAGAGAUACGAUCCUGACCGUCAACCUGAAGAGCUCGAGGAGCUUAAAUCGAUGGUGAGAGAAGGGUUUGAGCUGUUGGGCGCUUUUAACUGGUCCGAUCAUUUGCCUUGGUUGAAUUUCUUUUAUGACCCUCAUCGUCUAAACGAACGCUGCCUGAAACUCGCUUCCCGAGUCAGGAAAUUCGUAGGAGGCAUUAUCGAAGAGCAUAGACUUCGUGGAUUGAGUAAUCCAACGGAAGAUUGCGAUUUCGUUGAUGUUUUGCUUGGAUUGGACGGUGAAGAGAGGCUUCAUGAAGAUGACGUGAUCUCCGUUUUAUGGGAAAUGAUCUUUAGGGGGACAGAUACGACUGCUUUGUUAACCGAGUGGGUCAUGGCCGAGUUGAUUCUACAUCCAGCUGCGCAGGAAAGGCUUCGCCGGGAACUUGAGAGUGUUGUUGGAGGUGGCCGAAAUCUGAGAGACGCUGACGUGGCGAGGUUACCUUACUUGCAAGCGGUGGUGAAGGAAACUCUUCGUGUCCAUCCUCCCGGACCACUCCUAUCAUGGGCUCGUUUGUCCACGUCGGACUUCCAGCUCAGCAACGGAAUGCUGAUUCCCGCCAACACUACUGCCAUGGUUAACAUGUGGGCCAUCGGACACGACGCCCACGUGUGGGAAGAUCCCAUGGAGUUCAGGCCGGAGAGGUUUAUUGAGAGUGAGGGUGGUGCUGUCGUGGACGUGAGAGGUGGUGACACGAGACUCGCGCCGUUCGGGGCUGGGCGUAGGGUGUGCCCAGGCAAGAACCUAGGGUUAGCCACAGUGACAUUGUGGGUGGCUAAUUUGGUGCGCCACCGCAAAUGGGUUGAAGACGCGGCGCACCCGGUUGAUCUGAGCGAGGUGUUGAAGCUUUCUUGUGAGAUGAAGUAUCCUCUGCAUGCUGUGGUGGUUGUCCAAAAAAAUGUUAAUUAGUUUGUUAUAGUCUUAAUUGUAAAUUAAUCCUCUCUCAGUACUGUACUGUUGGUUUGCCUAAGUUUCCUAUGGUUUUUUAGAAUCUUUAGAUAUUAGGAUAUCAAAGUAAUGUGUGGAUUGAAGCUUGCAGAAAGGGCUCCGGUUUUGGGGAGAUGGUUUUUGAGGAGUUCCUUUUAAUUAAUAUAAUAAGUGCCACAUUUG